Molecule: messenger RNA, 3567 nt
Organism: Syzygium oleosum
Lineage: Eukaryota; Viridiplantae; Streptophyta; Magnoliopsida; Myrtales; Myrtaceae
Product: homeobox-leucine zipper protein REVOLUTA
Exons: 18
Coding region: 877-3405 (842 amino acids)
Molecular function (GO): DNA binding; DNA-binding transcription factor activity; lipid binding
Source: RefSeq, a predicted model, not a curated record
UGCCCUCCUUGACCCUCCUCGAGCCAUGAGUGGGCCUCUCCGUUCUCCUGCUGCUCCUCCUCCUUCUUCUUCCUCGCCUUGCAUGACAUUACCCUCCUCACUCCUUGAGCUGCUUUGAAACGCCGGGCUCCUUUCUUUCUGAAACAGGAGCCGCGCUUUCUUCUUCUUCUUCUCUAUGUUGGUUUGGAUUUGAAAGGAGAGAUCUCUGUGGAAAUAAGCUGGCUUAGUUCUUUCUUGUUUUUCUUUUCUCUUUUUCCUCUUUUUGGCGUGUCUACUGUCGUCCUUCCUUGCUUCUUUUAGAUGUGAAGCUGCUGGCUCUGGGGUUUUUAAGCUGGUUAGUAUCUUAGGUUGAGGAGGAGGAGGAGGAGCUGGCUUUGUUUGCUUGUCUUGGCAAGAAAAGAGCGGAGUUUGUGAGUUCAAGAAAGAGGAUAGAGAAGGGAAAAGAACCGAAAAGUUAAAAAACCUUGAAAUCUCGGUAAAAAAGGGUCUUGGAUCUUUUGGCCAUUUACAGCAAGAAAUUCUCUCAAGAGGGACAGUGGGUUUUCGCAGCUCUCUCUGCCCGUAACGGCAGUCUGUAGAAAUACGGAAAGAAAAAGAACCAACACAAAGCGUUUGUGUUGUCUGAACACAGCCGAAACCUCGCCCUGCUCCGACCCAUAUCUUGGUUCUCUUUUUAGAACCCUUCUUCCACAAGCCUUUUUUACAUAAGACCAAAAAAAAAAGAAAGAGAAAAUUCAGAAGAAGGAAGAGUCCAAACAAGCUUUCUUUCGCAAAGGGACGGGCUUUCAGAAGCCGGCUUCAACGGAGAGUAGUCUUGAGCUUAACUCCAGUAGACAGAGCUUCUUCAAAGCUUGGAUUUGGUCGAGGGAGAAAGAAAUGGCGAUGACGAUGGUGCCUCACAGAGAGAGUAGCAGUGGAAGCAUCAACAAGCACUUGACCGACUCGGGCAAGUACGUGAGGUACACGGCGGAGCAAGUGGAAGCUCUCGAGAGGGUCUAUGCAGAAUGCCCUAAGCCCAGCUCUUUGCGCAGACAGCAGCUGAUUCGGGAGUGCCCCAUUUUGUCCAACAUCGAGCCUAAGCAGAUCAAAGUCUGGUUUCAGAAUCGCAGGUGUCGAGAGAAGCAGAGGAAAGAGGCCUCGAGACUCCAGACAGUGAAUAGGAAACUGACCGCCAUGAACAAGCUCUUGAUGGAGGAGAAUGAUCGGCUGCAGAAGCAGGUUUCGCAAUUGGUAUGCGAAAAUGGCUACAUGCGUCAGCAACUCCAAACUACAUCGGCAACUACUACCGAUGCAAGCUGUGACUCUGUGGUUACCACUCCUCAGCACUCUCUCAGAGAUGCAAAUAACCCUGCUGGGCUCCUCUCCAUUGCGGAGGAGACAUUGGCGGAGUUCCUCUCCAAGGCUACAGGAACUGCUGUCGAUUGGGUUCAAAUGCCUGGGAUGAAGCCUGGUCCGGAUUCGGUUGGCAUCUUCGCCAUUUCACAAAGUUGCAGUGGAGUGGCUGCUCGAGCCUGUGGUCUUGUUAGUUUAGAACCAACCAAGAUUGUCGAGAUCCUCAAGGAUCGUCCUUCGUGGUUCCGGGACUGUCGGAGCCUUGAAGUCUUCACCAUGGUUCCUGCCGGAAAUGGUGGAACCAUCGAACUUGUUUACACGCAGAUAUAUGCUCCAACUACUCUGGCUCCUGCACGGGAUUUAUGGACUCUCAGAUAUACCACAACUCUAGAAAAUGGCAGUCUUGUGGUAUGUGAGAGAUCUCUGUCUGGAUCUGGUGCUGGCCCUAACCCUGCUGCAGCAGCCCAAUUUGUGAGAGGUGAAAUGCUUCCUAGUGGCUAUUUGAUCCGCCCAUGUGAGGGUGGAGGAUCAAUCAUACACAUUGUUGACCACCUCAAUCUCGAGGCUUGGAGUGUUCCUGAGGUUCUUCGACCACUUUAUGAAUCAUCCAAAGUUGUGGCCCAGAGAAUUACUAUUGCAGCUCUUCGAUACAUCCGGCAAAUAGCUCAGGAGACGAGUGGGGAGGUGGUUUAUGGUUUGGGAAGGCAGCCGGCAGUUUUGAGAACUUUCAGCCAAAGAUUGAACAGAGGUUUUAAUGAUGCGCUAAAUGGAUUCAAUGACGUUGGGUGGUCAUUGAUGAAUGGUGACGGUGCCGAAGAUGUCAUAAUUGCCGUUAAUUUCUCUAAAAAAUUGAGCACUACAUCAAAUCCUGCUAAUCCCCUUUCAUUUGUGGGAGGAAUUCUAUGUGCCAAAGCUUCCAUGUUACUCCAAAAUGUCCCCCCUGCCGUGUUGGUCCGGUUUCUGAGGGAGCACCGCUCAGAAUGGGCUGAUUUCAAUGUGGAUGCUUAUUCUGCCGCAUCAUUAAAAGCUUGUCCAUUUGGCUAUCCUGGUAUGAGGCCCACAAGAUUUACCGGGAGUCAAAUCAUCAUGCCCCUUGGUCACACAAUUGAGCAGGAAGAGAUGCUUGAAGUUAUCCGUCUUGAAGGCCAUUCUCUUGCUCAAGAUGAUGCUUUUGUAUCAAGAGAUAUUCAUCUUUUGCAGAUCUGCAGCGGGAUAGACGAGAAUGCAGCUGGAGUCUGUGCUGAACUUAUUUUUGCACCAAUUGAUGAAAUGUUUCCUGAUGAUGCUCCAUUGCUACCCUCUGGUUUCCGUAUCAUACCGCUUGAUUCAAAAUCAUCUGAUGUACAGGAUUCUCUAACAACAAAUCGGACCCUUGAUCUGACAUCAAGUUUCGAGGUGGGGCCUACAUCAACAAAUUGCGUUGGAGAUGUUUCGCCGAGCCAUGGUGCACGAUCCGUUCUGACUAUCGCCUUCCAGUUCCCAUUUGAUGCCAACAUGCAGGAUAACGUGGUGACCAUGGCAAGGCAGUAUGUCCGUAGUGUUAUUUCGUCCGUGCAGCGGGUUGCCAUGGUCAUAUCUCCAUCGGGAUUGGGCCCUUCCAUUAACCCUAAGCUUUCACAGGGAUCUCCAGAAGCUCUAACACUUGCUAACUGGAUCUGCCAGAGCUACAGCUUCUAUCUAGGAACAGAGUUGCUGGGAUCUGAUUCACUUGGCGCCGAUUCUUUGAAGAAUCUUUGGAAUCAUCAGGAUGCCAUAUUGUGUUGUUCAUUGAAGUCUAUUCCAGUUUUCGUCUUUGCAAACCAGGCAGGACUUGACAUGUUAGAGACCACUUUGGUGGCUCUACAAGAUAUCACUUUGGAUAAGAUAUUUGACGAGUCAGUUCGUAAAGAAUUGUGCCCCGAGUUCACUAAGUUAAUGCAAGAGGGGUUUGCAUACAUGCCCUCUGGAAUUUGCAUGUCGACGAUGGGGCGACAUGUCUCGUAUGAACAAGCGAUCGCUUGGAAGGUCCUUUCUGCAGAGGAGAACACCGUCCAUUGCCUCGCUUUCUCUUUCGUGAAUUGGUCUUUUGUGUGAGCAUAGCCUAAUAUAUUCUUUUUGGACACCCCUCUUUCUGCUGUUGAAUAGAUGUGAAAAAAUUGAGAGGGGUUAGGAGUUUUGUCAUACUGAAAAAGAAAAAAGAACACAUCCAAUUCCCCAAUUUUUUAUUUAAUGAAAUUGCCCAUGUGAUGUGCAUAA